CGGAGGCUGUGUUUUCAUUAGUGUAAUGUUCAGAGAAGCUCCAGGAGUUACGUAAGAGCGACGCGCUGUCAUCCUCUCCGGGCCGCCCCUCUGCCUGGCUGGAACGUGGCCGUUUGUUUCCCCGUUUCCACCCUCCCUCGCUCAGGGAAACGCCAAAAGGACAUCUGUCGGAGUGGGCAGCAGGGGACGGGACUCGUAGUCGCUCGGCCGCGGGGGGACCUCGCCGUGGCCCGGCGCCAUGGAGAGGACAAACCUGUGGUGUUGAGGGAAGGAGACGAGCGAUCGCGGAAACGUUAAAUGCGCCGGCGGCCUCCUCCUUCUGUUUGGAGGAUGAGUGACGGAGGUGCAGACGGAGCAGUUUGAUGCCGCCGCCGUCAGAGAGUUAGAAGAUGAAGUUUAAGAAGUUCAUCACAAUCAUGCAGGCGGCCAUAGGGAUCGUGCCCCUGAACAAACGGGAGCUUCUGCCACCCGGCAGGAAGCUGUGGAGACCCAUUGGGGACCAACCUGGCUCCGAGCAGACCAGCACCGACCUGCUCAAGUCCAACCGCAAGUUCCGCUGGUCCAGAGAAGCCCAGUACUUGUACCUUCGCCGCCUCUCCUCACGCAGCUACUCGGCUAUUACCAUGAACCCGGUCAUGGAGGAGACCGUGUGGGAGCAGUACACCGUGACUCUGCAGAGGGAUCCAAAGAUGGGCUUUGGCAUCGCGGUGUCAGGGGGGCGAGACAACCCAAAUGAUGAAAGUGGAGAGACCUCCAUCGUUGUGUCAGACGUCCUGCAGGGAGGACCGGCGGACGGCUUUUUGUUUGAGAACGACCGAGUGAUACAGGUGAACGCCGUCUCCAUGGAGGGGGCCCUCCACUCCGCCGCCGUGCAGACCCUCAGGAAGUGUGGCAAAGUGGCAAAAAUCACCGUCAAGAGGCCGAGGAAGGUUCCAGUAAACAUGCUGAACCGUCCCCCGUCACCCGAUGACCGAGUCUUCAGCAACGACUACAACGAAGAUUACAACUACGAGCAGGACCGCCGCAGCGUCUACAGCGGGCGCAGCGCGCUCGGCCGGGACCACAGCCCGGACCGGGACCGGGACCGGGACCGGGAGCGAGGCGGGGCGGGCUACACGGACUCCGGCUACCAGACGCGCGAGCGGGACUACGAGCGGCGGGAGCGCGGCCGGAGCGUGGAGCGGGACCUGAGUCCCGACCGUCAGUACAGGCGAGACGGCAGCAGAGGUCGCACGCUGGACCGAGAGCGCAGCCCCGACCGGGCCUACAAGGGCGACCCCAGCCCCGACCGCCGCUACCGCAGCGAGCGCGCGCUGGACCGAGGCCACAGCUCCGACCGCCGCUACCGCAGCGAGCGAGCCCUCGACCGCGAGGUCAGCCCGGACAGGCGCUACCGCAGCGAGCGAACGCUGGACCGGGCCGACAGCCCCGACCUGCGCUACGGGCGGGACGGCCACAGCCCGGCGCGAGGCCGCGACCACAGCUUCGAGCGGGGGCGCCAACGCGUGCACAGCGACCCGAGGAAGUACGAGGAGCCGGUGAAGAGGAGCGGCAGCAGGGACCGGCUGGAGCGCUCGCCGUCGCCCGCGGCCAUGCCCAUCCCACUGGCGCGCCCCACCCGGGACUUGCAGCCUCUGGAGAAACCCAUGAAUGUGCUGCUGCUGAAGAACCGGCCCAACGAAGAGUAUGGCCUUCGUCUUGGCAGUCAGCUCUUCAUCAAAGAGAUGACGAGCACAGGACUGGCCUGCAGAGAUGGGAACCUGCAGGAAGGGGACAUUAUACUAAAGAUUAACGGCACAGCGACCGAAAACCUGUCACUCAGCGACGCAGGGAAGCUCAUCGAGAAGUCCCGCGGGAAGCUGCAGCUGGUGGUGCAGAGAGACAAGCAGCAAGUGAUGAUCCGAGUCCCUCCGAUGGCCGACAGCGACUCGGAGCUCGAUGAUAUCUCUGAGAUCGAGUCGUACCACUCCUACUCUCCACAGGAUGAGAGGCGGGGCCUCCCCUCAGACCUCUCCUCACACUCCUCCAAUGAGAGGCUCAGGGAGAAACCUAGAGAGGACCCACCCAACAGGCUGGCAAAAAUGGGUGCCAUGCCAACGCCAUUCAGAGCUCCAGACAGGGCUGUAGAAGACACGCCCCCUUUGAAGGCAGAGAGGGAGGAGCCACGAUCGGAAACUCCCCCAGCCGUCAUGGCUGCCCCGAGGGUUCACGCUGCUCCUAAGAUGACACUGAAGCCAAGCAUAGAGGACCAGGAACUUUUUGGGCCGAACACGGUGAUGGUGCGUUUCCAGAAAGGGGACAGCGUGGGCAUGAGGCUGGCAGGGGGCAACGAUGUAGGCAUCUUCAUCGCUGGCGUUCAGGAGGACAGCGCAGCUGAGCAGGAGGGACUCCGCACGGGAGAUCAGAUCAUGAAGGUUAACAACAUGGACUUCCGAGCCAUGGUGCGAGAGGAUGCCGUCCUCUACCUCCUGGAGAUUCCCAAAGGAGAAGAUGUAACCAUUCUGGCUCAAAGCAAACCUGAAGUGUACAAAGACAUUUUAGCAUCGGGCAGAGGGGAUUCCUUCUUCAUCAGGACCCACUUUGAGUACGAGAAGGAGGCCCCUCAGAGCCUUCCUUUCACCAGAGGAGAGAUCUUCAAAGUGACGGACACUCUUUACGAUGGCAAGCUCGGCAACUGGCUGGCGAUCCGCUCCGACAAAGACAACCAGUUGCGGGAGAAAGGAAUCAUCCCCAACAAGAGCAGAGCAGAGCAAAUGUCCAACGUCCAGAAUGCCGCUCGAGUGGCAUCGGGCAACGACAGAGGAGACUUCUGGAGGCUCAGAGGUCAAAGGGCGGCCAAGAAGAAAGACUUGCGCAAGAGCCGUGAGGAUCUGACUGCAGCUCCAGUUACCACUAAGUUCUCUGCAUAUGAGCGGGUGGUCCUACGCGAAGCUGGUUUCAGGAGGCCCGUGGUCAUAUUCGGGCCCAUUUCUGACGCAGUGAAUGAAAAAUUGGGCAACGAUCUGCCGGGCGAGUUUGUCGUCGCUAAAACGGAGCCCAAAGAUGCAGGAAGUGAGAAGUCCUCCGGGGUGGUGAGGCUAAACACCAUCAGACAAAUCAUUGAGCAGGACCGUCAUGCUCUGCUGGAUGUGACUCCCAAAGCUGUGGACACUCUGAACUACACCCAGUGGUACCCCAUCGUCCUCUUCCUGAACCCAGACAGCAAGCAAGGCAUCAAAACCAUGAGGAACCGCCUCAUACCUGGAUCCACCCGCAGCGCGCGCAAACUGUACGAGCAGGCCCUCAAGCUGAGGAAGACCUGCUCACACCUUUUCACAGCCACCAUUGACCUGAACUCGGCCAACGACGCGUGGUACGGCAGCGUGAAGGACUCCAUCCGGGAGCAGCAGGAGAGAGCUGUGUGGGUGUCUGAGGGCAAGCUGGACGGUUCAGAGGAGGACCUGGAUCUCCACGAAGACGGCAUGUCCUACCUGUCGGCAAUGAGCGCGGACUACCUGAGCAUGGACAGCCGCCUCACCAGCGACUACGAAGACACGGCGGACGAAGGCGGGGCCUACACCGACAACGAGUUGGACGAGACGUUGGACGAGCCCCAGCCGGUGUCCGCCAUCAGCCGAUCAUCGGAGCCCGUGCUGUCGGAUGAGAAACCUCAUCCUGAACCCCGGGCUCGAAUGAAGAAGUCGGGGAGCAGAGAGAGGCUGGACAGAGAGCCCAGCCCUCCCAUCCCCCCCUUUGUCCCUGAACCUCCCAAGGUGCGGGCUCAGACUCGGACUGACUCAUCGCGGAGCUAUGACUCGCGCUCCAGCAGCACCAUCAGCAGCGAUGUAGUGGGCGUAAACAAGCCGCUUCCCCCUCCGGUGGCCCUGAAGCCCACGGCGCACCGUCCAAGCCACGCGUCGGAGGAGCGGAGUCCGGGCGACGAGGACCCCGCCAACAAAUCCUUCCUCGGCAAGAAAAUGGGUGAUCAGAUUAAAGCUUUUGAGAAAAUGGACCAUCUGGCCCGAGCUCAGAGGAUCCUGGAGCUGCAAGAGGCAGAAAAUGCCAGAUUGGAACUUGCCCAGAAGCAUCCUGACAUCUAUGCUGUCCCAGUGAAACAACCAAAACCCAACCUCCACCGGCCUCAGCCAAUCGGUUCAAGCUCCAACCCCGAGCAGCCGCUCAGGCCGCCGUACUCCGAGGCCAGAGGGUACGAGGAAGACGAGGCGGAGUACCGCCGACAGCUGGCCGAUCAGACCAAGAGAGGAUACUACAAUCCUCAGAGAUACAAUGACACUGAGCUGUAGGCCCAGACGCCAGGAAGGAACAUCGUCGUCACUACAGGCGUUCUCUGGCCCUGGGCGCAACUCAAGUUUGUUCGUAUUCAGAUGUAUGAAAAGAACUCCAACUAUUAUUCUGGACACUUUUAAAUGUCAUGUAUUCCAGCAAAUGUCCCAUCCCAAACAGCUUAUUUGCUUUUUUUGCAGAUACCGUCCGGGUCAUUUGUUUUUGGACUGGGACACCAUUUUCUUUAGAUUUUGCAUCUUUACACAAAGGUUUGAACUAAGCAGUCACCAUUUGGUUUAACUAAAACACAACAUUAGCAGUUUAGGAAUGCAGCCAUUUUUACACAUCCCUAAUUUCAGAGGCCGGGCAGACCCUUAUAACCAAAUACUGACUGCUUCUGUUCAAACCGUUGGAUGUUGCAUGAAGAGGCAACCUUUUAAAUAGUGUCAGUCCUACUUAUGGCCCUGACUGUAUUUCAGUGUGUAUAUUGUUUUAAAUUGUCUGAAGGUUUUAUUUUCCCCCAUUAAACAAAUAUAGGCCUAGUUUAUCCCCCAUGCAUUAGCAUCACGUUGUUCCAAAGGAUAAAUAUCCCAGCAGGUGGUUUUGUACUUAUAACCAUUGAAGUCCCCAGCGUCUGCCUGUUAAAACUUUGGAAAGGAACAACUUCACAAAUUGAGCCGCCAUCGUUUUUUUAUAUGAAUCAGAAGUGAUUUAAGGAUUCUGAAUUUGCCAUUACAAAUGUCAGCAGGUGUUGGAUGACCUUCAGGGCUUUUCCGAAAAGCCUCUGUAGAGCUAAAACUAUGAAACUACUCCAAAUAUAUCUAUGUAGAUACAUUACUGUAGAUCUAAUCUAGACUUUUGCAACCAACUAGCAAGCUGCUUUGUGCACCAACAAUGCUCAGACCCCCCUCACCAGUAGCUUUCAUACCACGCAAGAACCUCCCCCUAACCCUUGUCAACUACACAUUUCAGCCCUGACCAGAAACAUGUGCUAAUUUGGGGGUUUUAGAAUUCAUUCCUGAAUGUAGAUAUUUGUCUCCCUCUUUUUCAUGACUUUCCUGCGUGUUCUUAUUCAUGUCGUAUAUAUUUUCCACACACAUGUCUGGGAAGCAGCAUCAAAGUGCCUUAUUGGUAUAAUGUAAGACACUAUAAGGUUCUUUAUUGAAUACAUGUGCUCUGCACACUGACUUCACUAAAAAAAUUCUGGAAAUGCAGUUGUAAUUACGACAUGGCAAAUUAGAGCCUGCAAGCGUUUGGAACAGACAAACCAGGUCAAACGUAUCAGCACUGCAUGUUCACAUGAAG
Pungitius pungitius (ninespine stickleback) is the source of this 5568-nucleotide messenger RNA. It is a transcript of the gene tjp2a, whose product is annotated as tight junction protein 2a (zona occludens 2). NCBI's taxonomy places the organism in Eukaryota, Metazoa, Chordata, Actinopteri, Perciformes, Gasterosteidae. The record is from RefSeq and is a predicted model, not a curated record. The transcript has 26 exons. The coding region runs from base 390 to 4283 and encodes 1297 amino acids. Gene Ontology annotation, cellular component: plasma membrane; bicellular tight junction. Gene Ontology annotation, molecular function: cell adhesion molecule binding. Gene Ontology annotation, biological process: positive regulation of blood-brain barrier permeability; cell-cell adhesion; establishment of endothelial intestinal barrier.